Messenger RNA from Doryrhamphus excisus (bluestripe pipefish), 8166 nucleotides. RefSeq names its product SERTA domain containing 4 (gene sertad4). Gene Ontology annotation, cellular component: nucleus. Lineage: Eukaryota; Metazoa; Chordata; Actinopteri; Syngnathiformes; Syngnathidae. The record is from RefSeq and is a predicted model, not a curated record.
AGUGCCUCAAGUUAAGCGAGUGACGUGGCGAAAUUCCGAGCAGUCCUUGAAUACCUCAGCACUACUUGACUGGAAGAAGGGAUGGAACUGCGACGGAGGUGUUUUUGUUUUUUUUGUUUUUUUUCUUCUUCUCCACAAAUUCACAUGAUGAACGCCCGCUAGCCCCUUCGGUUGUAACAACGGCACCCCCGCUCUCGUUCCGUUUUGUGCCAAAAAAAGGAUAAAAUGACAGAUUAAUACCAUGUUUUUUUUCUUCACGGAGGACAAGGAACACAACAACAACACCGUCGUACCUUCCGGCGGCCACAGUGGACGACGUGCGGGGAUGCUUUUGGCGGUUCGAAUGUAGAAACUCGUAACUACUGGGACCAUUUUAGUCAACAUAUACUACAUUUUUUAUUUUUAUUUUUUUUAGACUUUCGCCUUUUUUUUUUCAAUUGUUGCACUUUGGAUUUCUGGUCGGCAUCCACCAGGAAAGCAAAGCAAAGACGAGGUCAUUCGACUGAAAACCUAAUCAAUAAAGAGAUGACCCUCGUCUUGUCCAUGAAUCCUUUCCUGGAGCCAGAGAGAGAACCCCCCCUCUCAACAUACCAACCAGUAUGGAAGACGCAGCGCUGCAGUAAGACCUGCCUGUCAAACGCCACGUCACCGAGCUACACCGAAGAGAAAUCCAAACAGGAAACUCCUUUUCGGCGACUUCAUGACCACGUGUCGAUGUCAAGACUCUCAUUCUUCAAGAGGAAGUUUGUCGACGAUGACGAGGCUUCGUUCAGUUUCAGGACGUACUGCCAAACUGUGGCCCCAGUUUUGGAGGAACGGGCCCAUGUUCUGCGUCUUUCCCUGGAGAAGAUGCGAUUCAUCGAUGACCCCGAGGCGUUCCUGCGCCGCUCAGUCCUCGUUAACAACCUCCUUCGACGUCUACGAACCGAGAUCCUUCUCCAGAGCAGCGACUGGUGCUUCCCACCCAACCCAGUUCUCAGCACCAUCUUGCCACCGGGAUCAAACCCCACAAAUCAGGCACUAAGCAGGGCUGUACCCACCCCGAUCUGCUUAGCACCCCAAGCCGGACCACCCUUUCGGAAGAGGUUCCGAAUGGUCCGUGCGGGACAGGGGGACCUUCGCAGUGACUGUGCCCAGACGUGUUGUUGCUUCUACGCCGCAGCAGCGGCUGCCGGACACUACCUUCCACUUCCCUUCUCCAUGUACGAUGCAGAACUGUCCUCGCCGCACUCGUCCUCCGUCUUUCAGAUGGCCGGUCACCAUAAGAUAGGACUGACCGUUAUAGAGGGCCAUGAGGAUGAGGAGGAGGACGACGAUGAGGAGGAACUUGAUGACGAGGACGAGGAGGACGAAAUAGUUAGCGGACCUUCUUCCGGUUGGGUUCAGGGCAAGUCCAAACAGAAAAGUAGGACUAGGAGCCUGCUGGGUCAUACGAGGACAGAGGCGGAUAGUCGCGUGACGGGUAGCAUCGAAGAGGAGGAGGAGGAGGAGGAGGACGGUGAAGUGGAGGAGGACGACGAGGAAGAUGGCGGCAUCACGCAACGUGAAUGGGACUCGGCUUCAGAACGAGACCUUCUCAGUGUUCACUAUUGGUACCAAAGGGGUCACAGACAGUAAGACUUGGCUUGCGUUCAUGCUCACACGAGUCCAUUCGUACCGUGCUGCACUUGGGUGACAUGCCCCCACCCCCCCACCCCGACCCCCCUUCUUCUCUGAACCACAUCACACGGGAGCAUUCGUGCUUGGUACGUAUACAUCGCUGUCAUACUACUCUUAGUAUCGGCCAUUUUUGAUGAUUUUGACUGAUUUUUAAAGGCACACAGAAUAUUGCGUUCUCGGGCGAUAUAGACAUAAUAUAUACCAAAAGAAAGGUAAGACUCGCAUCUUUCAUCUGGAAAAAAAAGUUUGUUUCUACCUUUUUCCGUUCUUUACUAAUCAGUUGUACAACAUAGAAAAGUUUUCUGCAGAAUCACUUCUAAAAUUUGUUUACAAAUAUAACAUACAGAAUAUUGCGUUCUCGGGCGAUAUAGACAUAAUAUAUACCAAAAGAAAGGUCAGACUCUCAUCUUUCAUCAGGAAAAAAAAGUUAGUUUCUACCUUUUUCCGUUCUUUAGUAAUUAGUUGUACAACAUAGGAAAGUUUUCUGCAGAAUCACUUCUAAAAUUUGUUUACAAAUAUAACAUACAGAAUAUUGCGUUCUCGGGCGACAUAGACAUAAUAUAUACCAAAUGAAAGGUUCGACUCUCAUCUUUCAUCAGAAAAAAAAAGUUUGUUUCUACCUUUUUCCGUUCUUUAGUAAUCAGCUGUACAACAUAGAAAAGUUUUCUGCAAAAUCACUUCUAAAAUUUCUUUACAAAUAUAACAUACAGAAUAUUGCGUUCUCGGGCGAUAUAGACAUAAUAUAUACCAAAAGAAAGGUCAGACUCUCAUCUUUCAUCAGGAAAAAAAAGUUUGUUUCUACCUUUUUCCGUUCUUUAGUAAUCAGCUGUACAACAUAGGAAAGUUUUCUGCAAAAUCACUUCUAAAAUUUGUUUACAAAUAUGACAUACAGAAUAUUGCGUUCUCGGGCUAUAUAGACAUAAUAUAUACCAAAAGAAAGGUUAGACCCUUGUCUUUCAUCAGAAAGAAAAAGUUUGUUUCUACCCUUUUCCGUUCUUGAGUAAUCAGCUGUACAACAUAGGAAAGUUUUCUGCAGAAUCACUUCUAAAAUUUGUUUACAAAUAUGACAUACAGAAUAUUGCGUUCUCGGGCUAUACAGACAUAAUAUAUACCAAAAGAAAGGUUAGACUUGCAUCUUUCAUCUGGAAAAAAAAGUUUGUUUCUACCUUUUUCCGUUCUUUAGUAAUCAGCUGUACAACAUAGGAAAGUUUUCUGCAGAAUCACUUCUAAAAUUUGUUUACAAAUAUAACAUACAGAAUAUUGCGUUCUCAGGCGAUAUAGACAUAAUAUAUACCAAAUGAAAGGUCAGACUCUCAUCUUUCAUCACAACAAAAAAGUUUGUUUCUUCCUUUUUCCGUUCUUUAGUAAUCAGUUGUACAACAUAGGAAAGUUUUCUGCAAAAUCACUUCUAAAAUUUGUUUACAAAUAUAACAUACAGAAUAUUGCAUUCUCGGGCGAUAUAGACAUAAUAUAUACCAAAAGAAAGGUUAGACUCUCAUCUUUCAUCCGAAAAAAAAAGUUUGUUUCUACCUUUUUCCGUUCUUUAGUAAUCAGCUGUACAACAUAGGAAAGUUUUCUGCAAAAUCACUUCUAAAAUUUGUUUACAGAGUUCUUAUAAAAUGCACUUCUGCCACCUUGUGGUUAAUUUUCCAUCUUAAAAAUCCUUAUAAAUAUAAUCCGUCUUUGGGAGUUAAUUGCCAGAUUUAAUUGCCAGAGGAUCAGUUGCCCUUUGUAAGGGUCAGGCAAAAUAAUCUGACACAUUUGUAGGUUAAAUAAAAGCAAAAUAAAGUAAAGAAACAAAAAGUACAUAUAAUGCCAUUAUAUAUAAUAUAUAAUAUAUAAUAUAUAUAAUGCCGGUCCAAAAAAUUGCAUUAUAUGUACUUUUCCAAAAUAAAAACACUUUUUUGUUUUACUUUAUUUGCCUUUUAUUUAACCUACAAAUUUGUCAGAUCAUUUUGCCUGACCCUGGGUUAGGGUUAGGGUUUGUUCGUUUGUUUUGAUAAAUGUUUCCACAAUAAAAGCGCCAUGCUCACCGGUCCACGUUUGUUUUGGUAAACGUUUCCACAAUAAAAGCGCCAUGCUCACCGGUCCAAAAAAUUGCAUGAUAUGUACUUUUCCAAAAUAAAAACACUUUUUUGUUUUACUUUAUUUGCGUUUUAUUUAACCUACAAACGUGUCAGAUCAUUUUGCCUGACCCUGGGUUAGGGUUAGGGUUUGUUCGUUUGUUUUGAUAAACAUUUCCACAAUAAAAGCGCCAUGCUCACCGGUCCAAAAAAUUGCAUUAUAUGUACUUUUCCAAAAAUAAAAACACUUUUUUGUUUUACUUUAUUUGCGUUUUAUUUAACCUACAAACGUGUCAGAUCAUUUUGCCUGACCCUGGGUUAGGGUUAGGGUUUGUUCGUUCGUUUUUAUAAACGUUUCCACAAUAAAAGCGCCAUGCUCGCCGGUCCAAAAAAUUGCAUUAUAUGUACUUUUCCAAAAUAAAAACACUUUUUUGUUUUACUUUAUUUGCGUUUUAUUUAACCUACAAAUGUGUCAGAUCAUUUUGCCUGACCCUGGGUUAGAGCAUAAGGUUUGUUUUGAUAAAUGUUUCCACAAUAAAAGCGCCAUGCUCACCGGUCCAAUUCAUGGCAGCAACUGAAAACGAAACCAAAACAAUGGCAUUAUUAAGAAACUUUUUAUUUUUACUUUAUUUGCCUUUUAUUUAACCUACAAAUGUGUCAGAUCAUUUUGCCUGACCCUGGGUUAGGGUUAGGGUUUGUUUGUUUGUUUGUUUUGAUAAAUGUUUCCACAAUAAAAGCGCCAUGCUCACCGGUCCAAUUCAUGGCAGCAACUGAAAACGAAACCAAAAUAAUGGCAUUAUUAAGAAACUUUUUAGUUUUACUUUAUUUGCCUUUUAUUUAACCUACAAAUGUGUCAGAUCAUUUUUGCCUGACCCUGUAUUUUAUUUUGAUGAUGAAUUGUGUCUUAUUCGAGGAGCGAAUUAUUCUGUGACUCGUGGUGGUGGGGGAGGGUUGAUGUGUGACGCGGGUUCGAGCACGGUACAAUCGACCUGGUGUGAGUACAGCCUCGUUCUUGUAGAGUAAAAAUACAUAAAUGACAGCAACUUCUUUGGUUGAACUUUACCUCCAACGCCAGCUUUGUGUCAUUGAUCGAAAAAAUUUAAUUCCCCUUUAAUUCCCCGAUUUGAAUUUUGGAUUUUUUUUUUUUUUGCUUUCUAUUCUGCAAGGAUGUCAAAUUUAAUUGUUGUUGAACGAAAAACCGGCCUCAACAUUUCUUCAUACAUCGUACUGUGACGUUAAAUAUGAAGCCAUCAUGUUGCACUGUCUUGUCUCUAAGACCGUUUUUUCCUGAAUCAGCAAUCGCAAACAUUGGCAAAGUGCCUUAGCGUUUUUACAGAAACACGUAUUUUGUGUGUUCAUAUACUUCUUCUUUAGUAGCCAUCUGCUAAAAUGACAUUUUGAUAAACGCAGUGAUGUUUUCAGAUGUGGUUACAAUUUUUUUUUUUUUUGGAAGAAGACUAGCUAUAAAACUAGCCAUGAAAAAUGUAUUCCGUUUUUUUUUGUACUCGGAGUGCAUGUGAUCGAGUUUCUGCACUGAACUCAACUUCGACCAACUUGAGCCGACCUUGAAGGAAACAUCGGUUACUACUUGAUGAAGUGUACUUUAUUUUCUUAGGGAUGUUUUAGCUGUACUUUCUCUUGUUUUGCCUUACAAGAAUUCAAUCUCAAAAUGGACGGAUAAUAUUUGUUAGCUUAGCAAAAAAUGUAAUCAUUGUCAUUCAGUUUUUUGGUUUUUAAUUGACCGAGUGACCUUCUACGGUACAGUAGAGAUCGCAUAAGUUCUUCCCGAUUAUGUCAACGAGCCAUCGUUCCAUUCCAUUUUCUUCGGGAAGUCAAGUCCAGACUUGAUGACCAAGCUGUGUCUUAGUUUAGGUCACCCAAUCGAGGAAACUCGUUUCAACCGCUUGUAUUCGUAGUUUCGUUUUUUCGGUCACAACCCGAAGGCAACCAACCCGUCAUAUAAGUCGAUAAAAUCAUCAAGUCAGUUCUUAUUACAGUAAACCUCGGAUAUAUCGGAUUCAAUUGUUCCCACUGGUUUUGUCCGAUAUAAGCGAAAUCCGUUAUAUGCGUAUACCGGAAAAUGUCCGUUUUACGCAUAUAUGGGAUUUAUAUCCGGUAUAUGCGUAAAUGGGAUUUUAUCCGUUAUAAAAAGGCACUUCCUUGACUAUGUUUCCAAUGUACCUGGACGCGCAGGCAACGCUGCAAACGCUGCAAAUGACGUCGUAUAGCGGCCUGUCACGAUUCGGCGAAUCGGAGCGCCACGAUGCGGCGAUAUAUCCGAUAUAUGCGAGGGAAAUUUAAUGGAAAUGCAUUGGAACGGGACUGGAGAUUUUGUCCGAAAUAGGCGAAAUCCGUUAUAAAAAAUCCGAUAUAUGCAAUGAAUUUUUAUUGGAAAUGCAUUACAGAAAAAUCGGUUCUUUUUUAUCUGUCCGUUGUGAGCGAAUUUCCGAUAUAUCCGAGUCCGAUAUAUCCGAGGUUUACUGUAGUUAUAGUAACACACAACAAGCUAAAACUCAACUCUGAAACCCACCCAACGGCACUUCCUGUCCUCCCGCCAAUCAUUCUCGUAUGAGUCUGGAACCAAUUACCGUAUUUUCCGGACUGUAAGUCACACUUUUUAUAGGUUGGUUGUUCCUGCGACUUAUAAAUGAAAAUAUAUAUAAAUAUAAUUUCACGGACAGCCACAAGACAGCCAAUUAACGGCGGUCGAGUGGUUAGCGCGCAGACCUCACAGCUAGGAGACCCGAGUUCAAUCCCACCCUCGGCUAUCUCUUGCGUGUUCGUGGGUUUUCUCCGGUUUCCUCCCACAUUCCAAAAACAUGCUAGGUUAAUUAGCGACUCCAAAUUGUCCAUAGGUAUGAAUGUGAGUGUGAAUGGUUGUUUGUCUAUAUGUGCCCUGUGAUUGGCUGGCCACCAGUCCAGGGUGUACCCCGCCUCUCGCCCGAAGAAGACAGCUGGGAUAGGCUCCAGCAUACCCGAAACCUUAGUGAGGAUAAGCAGUAGAAAAUGAAUGAAUGAAUAUUUACAACCGGGAUGAGUGAUUAGCAUGCAGGGCUCACAGCGAGAACACCCGAGUUCAAUUCCACCCUCUGUGUGGAGUUUGCAUGUUCUCCCUGUGCAUGCGUGGGUUUUCUCCGGGUACUCCGGUUUCCUCCCACAUUCCAAAAACAUGCUAGGUUAAUUAGCCACUCCAAAUUAGUCCAUAGGUAUGAAUGUGAGUGUGAAUGGUUGUUUGUCUAUAUGUGCCCUGUGAUUGGCUGGCCACCAUGCCUCUCACCCGAAGACAACUGUGAUAGGCUCCAGCAUCCCUGUGACUUUCUGGAGAAUAGAAAAUGAAUGAAUGUUUUUUGGAAUGUGGGAGGAAAACGGAGUACCCGGAGAACAUGCUAACCAAUCUUCAAAAGAACAGCUAUAAAUAAUAAAUUUCUGGAACAAGCGAACCCCCCCCCCCCCCUCGUUAUUUUGCCAGGUAUGGAAUCGUUUAUGUUAAGCUUGUCUUCCUUGCGGUUUCAUCUCAUGUUGAAAGCGACACUAAAACAUCGCUAAUGUUUAUUUUAGCAACUGUGACUCAAAUUUUCCCAGCAAAUAAGAAAAGGAUUACUUAAGCCGUGGAAAAAAAUCAUGUGUAUAUCUGUGGUAUUAUUUUAUUUCACAGAAAGAAUUACACAAAGCUACGUACUGAAGCAAAAAAUAAAAAUAAAAAUAAAAAAGUGUUAUGAAAUAUGUAAUGAAAAACAACAUAAGGUGAUGUUCUGUGAUGUGUCAAGUAAAAAAACAAAGUGCUUUUUUUUUCUCUUCUCUAUUAAAACUCUCUUCAUCCUGAAAGCGUUGGCAUUCAUUCAGCGUGUGUGCGUUUUUUCCUGCGUUCCGACCUGCGAUGUUCCUCACGAGCAUGCAAAUGAAGCGUCCAAGACGGGGUGCUGGGGGGGCAAUUUUUGAAAGCCGCUCACUUUGUUAUUAUGGGCUGUUAAAAAUACUCUUAUCUACUGGUGCAAUGGGCCCUCGCCGACAUUGGACAGUGAAAUGUUCCUUUGAUGCGGUAAUAGUUCUCAGCACGACCGCCCUAAUUACUGGAUUUCUGCUGGAAUUGUGCACGUCUUGGAUGACAUUAAUUCAGAUUGCUUGAAAGCCGCUAAGCCAGGGGUGGGCAAACUACGGCCCGGGGGCCACAUCCGGCCCGCCAAGUGUUUCAAUAUGGCCCGCCUGUUUUUUCCAAAUAUUUCAUUUGAACUCAACGUACAACCUGGCAUCGUGGCUUGGGCCAAUUUUUUGAUGGUUGAGGUAGCUGCUUUAUCAAUUUCGUUAUUUGAUGUGGUCUGUUGCAAAAUGCUCCUGUAAAAAGGGAUAAUAUGUAAUAAUAAUAAUAAUGUUAAUAAUGAUAAUAAUACUACUAUUAUAUUAAUAUUGUUGAUAAUAAUAUUAAUAUAAUAAUGGUAGUAAUAUU